Molecule: messenger RNA, 1174 nt
Organism: Meloidogyne enterolobii
Lineage: Eukaryota; Metazoa; Nematoda; Chromadorea; Rhabditida; Meloidogynidae
Source: the annotation of a GenBank genome assembly
AUGGAAAUUGAUAGAUUGUCAGUUGCCCUCCGCUCAACAAACUGGCAAUUAUCUCCUAAACUAGAAAAGAAUGUUUACGAGUUCUGCGACUGUAUUGACAUUGAGCUUCAUUGGAGCAAAAAUCGAUUCUCUUCCAAUCCUGAGGCCAUUUUUAUACAACGAACACAAAUUCCAAGCAUGGAAAAGGCUCUAGAAUAUCUCAAUCACGUUUUACACCAAGCUCGCUGCAUCCGCCGUAUCAACUUCAAUGUUCAGGUGUCAACAACGGGACUGGUAGAAUCACUUCUUGCACCACUUAUUGGCCACGGUAAUUCCUUUAUUUUAAAUACAAUAAACGAAAAUAUAAUUUUAGAAAAAGUUUGUCUCGAAGAGUUGUUUGUACGCAGACGCUAUAUAGGACAACACUUCCUUAAACUGGCUAAACUAAUUACGGCUAAUGCGAAGACUUUGCGCGUUAUAGGCAAAAUUGGGCUUACUGAAGCUAUUGAAGGUUUUAAUGAACACAUUGCGCUAAAACGUCUUUCCCUCAUCAACUUUGAUUUAGUCGACAAAGAGCACUCAGAAUUAGACAAUGCAGAUUUGGCUUUAACAUCCAGAUUUUAUAUUCGCAGACUAGCUGGCUUGGGAGCUUGUUUUGACCAUUUAUCAUAUACUUGCUACACCGGAUUUGAAAUAACUCGAAUGCCUGUGUUAUUUAUGCUUCGUGUAUGCAAGGUAAAAUCCCUACGCCUGACAAUGCAAUGUGGAACAGCCAUUUUAGACCCGCCUACCCCACGUGUUCUCCUUCCAGAAUUAAAAAUAUUGGAAUUAGUUGGAAGUAUGGAAGUUCGCUCAGACUUUCUAUCCCGUUUAUUUCCCUCUUUGGAACGUUUUGAUUUUCAAAAACAAGACCUUAUAACUGGUCUAGUUCAGCGCGCACGUGUUCUUUCAAACUUUGAUUUUGUGAUUGAACCAAAUAUUAAUCCAAUUGCCGCUGCUUGCUAGAAAGGAUUUUAGAGGAUUUUUUAAAUUUUAUUUUUAAUUUCAUUUUUUUGUACAAUAUAAUUUAAAUAAAAGUGAAAAUGAAGAGCUUAAAAAUAUUAAAGAAAUAAAUUUGUAGAUUUUAGUGAAAUAAGUUAAAUAAUAGGCAAGGUCCGGAAAUUCUAAUCUCAUGGACAUGUGCAGAAGUGGGUCG